CAGCCCGAAGACCCAUCAUCUGAACGCGAUAAACCGCCACACAAAUCUUCUUUGUCCUCGAAAUUGAUCGACAAGACCAAACGUAAAAUACGCAUUGUCGUUACCGACAGCGGUGGCGGUCAAACAAAUUAUAACAAUUUCACAGGCAAAGAUAAAAUCGAACCGAAAAACACAAAUGUCGACUACAAUGGCGAUUAUGAUUUGACGAAAACUUUAACUUUUUCGUUAGAUGGCAGCGGGCGCAGUAAAAACGAUAAGAAUUGGGAAAAUUGGGAGCGUAUUAGGGAACAGAAAUUGGAACGUAUGAAAAAUAUUUGCUUUGAGAGUUACCGUCAAUCGAAGAAGGAUAGAAUGUAUCCACCCAAACCCAUACCACGACAACUGGACCCAACCUGGUAUACGGACAAUAUUUACUCGAACAAAUCCGAAGACCUAGAUGACGACUAUGUGCCGGACUGCAUUAAGUAUGCGAGUAAUUAUCGCAAAUUGAGAAAUAUACGCGAGCAUGACGAACUAUUUUUGGAAGAUGACUUUGUGGGUGGAGGCACAGGGGCAGAGUAUCAGGGUGGUCCCGUUAAGGAGAGAAGAGGAGAAGGUGAGGGUUCCGCCAGUUAUGCUCUGCAUCGUUCUAUUAGUUGUAAGGAGUUUCAUUAUCCAAAGUCACAGAGUUGUACUUUUGCCGAACGCAUCUUUGAGGAGGGCGUAGGUAGUUCGCCACCUCCCCCUGCACCUACUGCUCCGCCUACUACUUCAAUACUUAAGAAAGCCAAUGUGCCAAAAUCAUAUUCAUUUAGUGCUUCGACCAAAACCACACCAUUCGAUGUCAUGGACUAUGAGGUUCCACCUUCCAUUGGUAAAUCACGACGUGACCGACAUGAUGCCUUCCGCAAAUCUAUGGGUUAUCAUUGUAGUAAUAGUUUAGAUGAGACAGCGCUGCCAACGGCUCACGAGGCACACACCUGCUGUGCCCGAGAGCACUGUACCAACGCCAAGUGUUUGUUGGAUGACAUCUACACCGAAGGGUUCGGUUCUGUGCCACGACGUACAUGGCGUAGAGUUGCGCCCUCCACCUCGUCGCUGUCUGGUUUUUAUGGUGCUAGUGUCAGUGGUGGUAGCAACAGAAACUUACACGAUUUGGACUGGUGGGAGGAUGGAAGAGGCACGAAUCAUCGGGUGGCAACGGCUUCUCGCUACUCUCUGCUCUCGGGGGGAAGUCAACGUGAGCAGCCACUGCCGCCGCCACCCACGGUGAUAUGUUGCUGUGCCGCCGAUGACUAUUGCUACCACCGCCAACAACAGUACCACUUGGCCAGAUCUUUAGCCCAGCAACAGCAGCAGCAACAACAACCGCAACCACCGCCUCGCUCACGCUAUCACUGCCCCGGUCACCAUCCGGCCGCCGAAGAAGAAGAACAUCUGCACUGUCGUGCCGUGGCCUACGAUACUGAUUUAGAUCAUUUCAUACGUGACGAAAGAGAACGUCUCCUCAUGCAGGACAAAUUCUUAGAUGAAGACGAGCGCUACUUAUCAUCGGGUGCUCCGAGGCGUCCCGCUUAUUCACGUUACCCUCGUCCUGCCAGAAGCAAAUCACUUUUAGAGGUACAACCACCCAGUCGCUACGAUGAAGACUCUUGUUCAGACACCACAGAAAUGGACCUGCAAGACUUCAACAUAGACCUUGAAAAGUACUGGGAAGAAUUGGAAAAACCUCCCAGUCCCAUUGACUUGGACAUGCAACGUCGCAACAUGCACAGCAAUUUAAAGGUGAAAAAUGUCAAUGUUGGUUGUUACAACAAUGGACAACCUAUUGAUUUGCACGAUCGCGAACAAGAACGUAUGAUGAUUAAGAAAUCACUUUUGGAAGGUAUGCCAUCACCACCUCAGGUCGACCACCAUCCCUCGCACGCCUCAUCACUGCCUACCGAUGCUAACAAUGCCGCUUCAAGUAGUUUUCAUUUUUUUGAACAUGCUGGCUCGCCCCUUCACCGCUCCUUCAACUACGGCCACAAGGUCUACCCGGCAGCCGAAACGCUGCCCUCCUACCAGUACAACAACUUUUAUCCCGAACACCACAAUGUCCAAACCCAACAGCCUACUAGUUCUGGCCAUCAUCCUGCAGCCGGUGGCCAUUCGGCUUUAAAUCUCAUCAAUAAUAUCUUCUCUAUUUAUAAGCCCAACAAAUAUGCAGCCCAAAACUCCGCACACUAUAACAACAACGAUACAAAACCCGAGCCUUGCAAAAAAAUGAAUGUACCCAGCACUAGACGUCCAUUAGGGGCACCCCAUUCCGAGUAUAUGCACUCCAUGAAGCGUCCACUCAUUGUUAGCACCGAGCAACCCCAUUUUAAGAUUAUACCCGAAAAGACCGGUCUUAAGAUAUCACCCUUUUACAACUACGACGAAUUUGAGGACAAACCAAAACAACAGACACGACUGAAGCUGACCAGUACAGCACGACCGUUAAUGCUUCCGCACUGAUGGUGCUGGACAUUUCCGUGGUAUGGGGGUUGCUAGUAUUUACUUCAAAUGUUACUAUUACUAUACAACAAAUUGCAGUUGUUGCUGCUGUUGCUAUUACAAAAACAGCAUCAGCGGCAACAGCAGUACUUGCUAUCAAACUUUAACAUCAAUAUCAACAUCUUCAUCAGCGACUCCAGGGAUCAAAAACUUUUAUAAAAUAAAGUCAAACAAAAAAAAACACGUUUCUUCAAAAUCAUUAUGACGUCAUUGAAAUUCUUUUUUUAAACUCAAAGUCAUAUUUAAUCAAAACUGUCGACAUUAUUGUUUUAGACUCAAGAUAACUGUAAUUUUGUAAUGCUAUUAAGAGCAACUCGUUCAAACUAACUAACUCAUUCAAGAAGAAUGUUGUUUAAUCAAUGUUUUUUGAGUGUUUCUAUACCGAACACCAGUGUAGUGGGGAGGGUAUUAUGAGUUUGUGCCUUUAAACAUAGCAAAGAUCACUUUCUAGGUCGAUUUACCUAUGUCCGUCCGUUCUUCUGUCCGUCUAUCUGUCUAUGUGUCCAUGUAAACUUUGUGCGCACGGCACAGGUCGUAAUUUUCAAGAUAAAUUGAAAGUGUCUGAAAUCGAUUCAUUAUUUCGCCUAGCCCCCCAUAUAGCCGUGACCCCCAAAUAACACCGUCCGGCAAAGAGAGAAAAAAUUCCUUAGACAAGAACCGGAUGAUGAUAUAAAGAUAUUUAAAACUUUGAAGUCCUUUUGAAAGGACACAGGAUCUCGAAAUGAACAAUUAAAAACGCAGAUUUUUUCCUUUAUAGUUUCAGACGUAUAUCAUCCGGUUCGUGUCUAAUAUUGAUUGUCGGGCGGUGUAAUGCCUUUGAAAUCAUAAUUACGUUACAUGUUCUAUUCUGUCAACAAAAAUCAGCAAAAUUUAAUUCUAUAGAACUUUUAAGAAUACUACCGAAUUUUGUAAUGAUCGUGCCUCAUUUGACCCCAGCACGAGAGGCUUGAUAUUGAAAUCAUUACAAGAUUCAGUUGAUGGACAAUAUACAAAAGAAGUUUCACCAUAUAAGAUUCAACAAAACUUUAAAAAGUCAAAACCCAGAGAUUUAUUUAUAAAUUUCUUCGUUUAAUCCUUAUCUGGCCUGUCUGACUGUGUUGUUAAUUAAUGAUAGUUUAAGGUUUGAGGUUAAUAUAUCUCAAGGAAUGGAGAAGAUAUAAACCAGGUUAAACCCUAAUUUUUUGACAGAUUACACUUUCAGCUGAUGUAUUAAUCAUUAUAAGUAUGAAUGUCAUAAUGCCCCAAAUAUGGCUAAAGAUGAAGGAUUUUCACAUUUUAGGACACGAUUAAUCGAAUUAUUAAAAUAUGAAUAUUUUGAGUCUAAACAAUUUCGUUGACACUUUAUUACAUAAUCCCAUGAACUCUAAGCUCCUAAUUUGCAGAAAGGAACAUAAAAAUUUGGAUUAUAAUUAAAAAGAAUGAAAUGUGACCAGUCUGAUGAUGGAUGUGCAAUUUAAUUAAUUAAAAAUGAGACCAAAGAAACGUUAAAAGCAAAAAACAUACCAUUGGAAAUGAAUUGAUUAAGAAAAAAAUACAGAAAUAAAAAAUAAUUAAAAUCCAAAAAUUAAAAAUUAUACAAAAAAAAAUUGUGAUGAACUUUUCGCUAAAACUCAUUAAACCAUAAACAGUUGAAAAAACACAUAAUGCAUUUUUAUCCUUCCAAGUACUAACGAUGACUAACAAAAUAUAUAAAAAAAUAAGAAAACAUAAAAAUGAUGGAAAGAAAGAUAUGAAAAUAUUUUUUUGCUCAAAACUGUGACAGAGUGUGAAUUCUCAAAUGAUGAUAGACAAGUUUGAGGAGCCCCACUUAAACCAAAAUACAUUCCAUUAUUUAAUAAAAAAUCCACUAAAACAACAAAGCGCUCAAAUUUUUCCAAUUCUUAAAAAAAAACAAACAAAAAAAACUAACAAAUAAUACAAAAUAAUUAAACAAUCAACCAAAUAGUAUUACAAAACAAAAAACAACAAAAAAUAAUUAAAUAAAACAUACUUGUUAAAA
Lucilia cuprina (Australian sheep blowfly) is the source of this 4516-nucleotide messenger RNA. RefSeq lists its product as uncharacterized. The annotation marks the transcript as partial. Lineage: Eukaryota; Metazoa; Arthropoda; Insecta; Diptera; Calliphoridae. The record is from RefSeq and is a predicted model, not a curated record. The transcript has a single exon.